Aspergillus calidoustus is the source of this 1032-nucleotide messenger RNA. Lineage: Eukaryota; Fungi; Ascomycota; Eurotiomycetes; Eurotiales; Aspergillaceae. The record is from the annotation of a GenBank genome assembly.
AUGGCGCAACCCGCACCCGAGCAGAUCGCCUACUAUCAGGCGCAUGCCGACGAUGAUAGGCGACCGAAUGAGAUCGCGUCCCUUGUAUGUGGACUGUUCGCCGCCAUCGCCGCGUUAGCCGCUCGGAUUGCGGCGCGGCGGGUCUCCAGAAUGAAGCUUGGCCUUGAAGACUGGACCAUCUUUGCAGCGAUGUCCAUCCACAACGGGCAAGGGAGGCAUAUCAUAUUCAUCAAGGAUAUUGUAUACUUUAUGAAGGCCUUUGUCGUCGCCGUCGUCAGCUACUCAAUUACAGUGAUGCUAACCAAAAUCUCGAUCCUCAUUUUCUACUGCCGGAUAUUCCAAGCCAGAUGGCUUACAGUCUGUUCCAUCGUGAUCGGCGCCAUAGUCAUCAUGUACAAUCUGGCCGUCAUCCUGAUCGCCGGACUGCAAUGCAUCCCGCUGUCGGACCUUUGGAAUGGGGGUUCGUCGUGUAUCAAUCCGCAGCCUCCUUGGUUUGGAUUCUCUAUUGUCAAUGUAGUCACCGACGUGGCUAUCCUGGCUUUACCAGUCAAACCGGUCCUCAGCCUGCACCUGAAACUCAGUCGCAAGCUGCAGGUGCUGGGCAUGUUUCUCACGGGCGGCGUGGUAUGCGUCUUCGGUGUCCUCCGCGCCAUCGCAAUGUCGAGCCUCAGCAUGGUCGACGCAUCAUGGGCGGCCGUCGGUGCAUCAAUCUGGUCCUUCACAGAGAUAUCCGUCGGCAUUGUCGCGGCGUGUCUCCCCUUGCUAGGGCCCCUCUUCAGAAAUCGGGACUCGCCAGGUGCAGCCAAGGCGUCCGCAAGCUGUGGCCACGUGUGUCCUGGAAAUAUCAACGCCGCUCGCUUGGGCCACCCUGGAUACAUCCAUCAGGCGAAUAGCACUCUCGUAGACGAUGUGUCGAUGCCGGACGAACAAUGGCCUGUGCUUGCACCGGCAACAGCGAAGGCUGCAUCGACAAGGAGCACGAACCAGAUCAUGGUGCAGAGCAAUAUUCAGCAUACGGUGACGUUUCUCUGA